Talaromyces marneffei is the source of this 402-nucleotide messenger RNA. RefSeq lists its product as uncharacterized. The record is from RefSeq and is a predicted model, not a curated record. The transcript has a single exon. Lineage: Eukaryota; Fungi; Ascomycota; Eurotiomycetes; Eurotiales; Trichocomaceae. Bases 1 to 402 code for a protein of 133 amino acids.
AUGAUGCUAUGGGGAGCAGGACAGCCCAUUAACCUCAAGCGCACCGACAAGAUGAGGUUGGCAAAAGCACUAUGGGAGGAGGCGCUUCACAACCAAGACAUGGUCUCGGAUACAGACGCAAUCAUCUGGAGCGAAGAAGAAGUCAAGAAAUACGUCAAUGAACAUGGGUAUAACUUUACUAGGAUCUGCAGAAAGGUUCUCAACUGCGAUCUAAGCGGAGACGAGUGGGAUCCUAUGGGAUAUAUCAGAAUUCAUGGAAGCGAGGCCUGGCGGGUUGCCAUGUGGAAAGCUUGUGGACUGGAGCCGCCUCCAGUCGUAGAGCAAGAACCAGCGGAAAUUCCUGGAAAUUACGGCGCCUGGGAGCGCACAGCCAAAAGAGUGAGCGAGAAUCAAGGACGAUGA